AUGUCUGUUGACCCCUUGGUAGACUCGCUCAAUCGCUUAAUUUUCCACCUCCCGCAUGCUGUACCCCAGACUAGUGAAAACGGCGACUCGGUGGUGGCUCCACAAAACGGGCUUCCUUCCAUUCUGAAGGAGUACUUUCCGUUGAAGGUGUCUGUGGCCAGGGAGGGUUUGCUGCCGGGACUGCUUAAAUCGCUUAAGAAUGAGCUUUCCAAGAACCACUGGCGCUGGGGCCAGUCCCUGGCGUCGAUAGACGUUUCCUUCUCGACGAAAGCGGCUGCCGACGCUGCCGUGGCGUAUUUGCUCGAGAAGAAGUUCUCUGUGCUGUUUGACUACUCCAAGUUCGUAUCUCAUCCGGGUACGCUAUUCGUGAAGAACCUAGCACGGGCUUCUGUGCUGCAAGAUAAGCUCCAUGCGUUUUUCAACGAUGCCUCCAAGUAUCGGUCGGUUUGCGACGUGAAUAUCAUUUCCUCGGCCUCCCUGGCGUCUUCCUCGUCAUUGGCCUCGAAUCUGCUGGAUCUGGAGGCGCUGGCGAUUCUCAAGUUUGAUAAUUACCUUGACGUUGACUAUAUCACGUCUAACUUGCCUUUGGCCCAGAACCCGUUCCAUCUGUCUUUGCCAUUGUACGUAAACCGUUACGUUAGCAAAAGAGAACGUGCCAUGUGUCCCGAUCUGGCGCCUUCGUCGCUGCUGCUGGUGAACCUGGCCCCUGAAGACUCCAUCUUGUACGAUACGCUUGUCAUUGAAAACCUCGGGGAUUUCUUCAGUAAUCGAGCCAAAAUCGACGAGUUGCGUCCUCUCGUGGAGAAAUUCGCCCUUUUUGGCCCCAUAGACUCGAUAUACUGGCCAAUGUCUCAUGGCAGCGAGGACAGUUUGUCUUUCCGCAAGGUUGGGUUUAUCUGCUUCGCCCAUGAACGAAACCUUAAUCAGGAUAUUCUCCGCUGCUUAUACUACUUGAGAGACUUGACAUUUGACGAGUUUGAUAAGUUUUCGGAACAGGAUAUCUACGACAUCAAAGAAGACAUCAACAAGCCUCAUAAGUUCCCAGAGCUGCUGGACACUCCAAGACUAAAAAUUUCCAUUGCACAGAGGAAACAUAAUCACCAUCUUUACGAAAGUGCCGAGUCUUUGUAUGCCUAUAAUGAACCAGGGCUGCUCAAAAUGAAAGUAUGUGAUCCGUCAGCUUCAGAUAUCCACGACGACACAUUCCUUAGCAAAUUCAUGAAGGCUUCGAAUUACCAAGAGACAAACGUUUACGUGAACAAUUUACCCAUUUUAUUUGAAAAUAAUGACGAUCUAUGGGCGCUGUUCUGGGACCAGUUUGGUGUUGAAGGCGUGAAAAGCGCCAAAAUCAUCAAACCUCAGUUCUACUCCAAGAAAUCCGACGAGCUGCUUGGACGCAUAGGAUUUGUAUUCUACGAGGAGUUCAAAAUGGCUCUCAGAGCUAUCAUUCUAACCAACAACAAAGUGGUGAGUCUUGGAAACGGCCCUGGCAUGGCUGUCCAGGCGUCCUUUGCUAUACAGAAACAUAAUAACCUGCUGGGUAGUGGAAAGCUGGCACUGUCUUCACUCAGCUCAGGCUCAAACUACAAUUAUUAUAAUGACGGUUACGGGAAGCGUUUCAGCUUACCCAUGAAUGAUCCUAACUUCUACAUGCAUGAGCCCAGACUACCCAACCAUGCUGCAUCGCCAGGGGCUUCUCCAUUUGUGCCCCCAGAUUACUAUUACUAUCCUUAUUACAUGCCCAUGCAGCCACCUCCAGAGCCAAUAAAGAAGGAGGAGGAGAAUGGUGGACAUUCACCAAAGCAAGCCCCACCACAGAUGAACCCCAAUGCGGCACCUUAUCCAAACCCAAUGGGCUACAUGUACCAUCCUUACUACUCAAUGCCGCAAGUGCCUCCUCAAUCUAUGGGAAUGGGUAACGGACCGGGUCCAUAUUUCAAUAAUUACUCAAUGAGGCAACCAGGGAAGGAAAGGAAAGGUGAACGGAAGAAGUCGUGA
Molecule: messenger RNA, 1998 nt
Organism: Candidozyma haemuli
Lineage: Eukaryota; Fungi; Ascomycota; Pichiomycetes; Serinales; Metschnikowiaceae
Exons: 1
Coding region: 1-1998 (665 amino acids)
Molecular function (GO): RNA binding
Source: RefSeq, a predicted model, not a curated record